AUGCUAAAAACAAAAGAAUUUUGCUGGACGGGGGAGGCAUAUGCAGCGUUUACUCAAUUAAAACAAAUAUUGACUUCACCUCAAAUAUUAAUUCCGUACGAUCCAUCACUACCGGUAAUGUUAGCAACAGACGCAAGUCGAACGGGUCUAGAUGCUGUAUUGUCACAUCGUUUAGAAAAUGGAGCAGAGCGGCCAAUAGCUUAUGCAAGUCGAACGAUGACUGUUACGGAACAGCGAUAUACACAAAUUGAUAAAGAGGCACUAGCAAUUGUGUGGGCAGAGCAAAUAUUUUUCAAAUACUUAUAUGUUCGUCAUUGGAUAUUGAUCACGGAUCAUAAACCGUUAUCACAGAUUCUUCAACCUAACAAAUCGCUUCCAGUACUAUGUAUAAGUAGAAUGGCUAACUACGCAGAAUUCGAUUACGAAGUUAUAUACAAAAAUUCAAAAGCAAACGCAAAUGCCGAUUAUUUGUCACGCGCUUCCCUUCAACAAAUAAAUCAAUUGCAACAAACAGUAGCGACUCAUUCAGAUGAAUGUGAUGCGUUCGAUAAUUUCAUGAUUUGCCAGAUAAAUCAGUUGCCUGUUAAAGCAGAACGUAUUGCAAUAGAAACCAGAAAGGACCAGCAUCUCGGCGAGAUAAUCAGAUUACUGGAAAGUGGCCGCUGUUUAAAGAGAGAAUGCUACAAAUCGCCAGAAGCGAGUUACGUGUUAUCAUCAGGGUGCUUGACGUUCGAACAUCGGGUCGUUAUCCCUCCACAUUAUCGACAAAAAUUAAUAGAGAACCUACACACAUCGCACUUAGGAAUGGUGAAGAUGAAGGGCAUUGCUCGUUCUUUUAUAUAUUGGCCAGGAAUAGACAAAGAUAUUGAGAAUAUGGCCAACGAGUGUGAUGGGAAGUGGUUAGAAGUUAAAAUCACAAAAUCUACUACGGCUGCAGAUACAAUUUCGCUUUUGGACGAUGUAUUUGCUGCUUUUGGAGUUCCGCUUAUGGUGGUUUCUGACAAUGGAACGAAUUUUACUUCUGUAGAAUUUAACGAUUUCCUUACAACAGUUGGUGUUAAAUACCAUAAAUAUUUAGCUCCGUAUCAUCCAGCUACUAACGGUCAGGCGGAGCGUAGCGUAAAAACAAUCAAAAAUGCACUAAAGACAAUGGGCACAACAAGCAAGUAUUUAAAGAAAAAUUUGAACGAGUUCCUAAGGCAAUACAAAAAUGCCCCGCAGUCAACUACGGGGUGCUCGCCAGCUCAGUUAUUUUUGAGACGACAUCUGCGAACACGCAUAGAUCUCAUUCGCCCAGAGGAAAUUGCAAAGAAGGUGAAAGAUAAGCAAUACUUGCAGUGUCAAUCUGGUAAUGGGUGUAGGGAGUUCGCACCACGCCAAAGCGUAUACUUCUUAUCGGGCAGUUCGCGAACGCAUAAAUGGCUCAGAAGAACAAUUAAUACACGUUUAGGUGAUCUUCCCUAUGAAAUACUUUUUAAUGAAAAGGAAGUGAAGAGACACGUAAAUCAAAUUCGAAGAGCUGCAAAUAAACCAAUUAGAAAUACACUAGCGACAGAAUAUCGUGAAUCUAAACAUUCGUUUGAAAGCAGCGGUGACAAGACGGAGGACCCGUUUGAAGCAGAAAACAAUGAAGCAACCAUUGAAGGGACUUGA
Messenger RNA from Teleopsis dalmanni, 1653 nucleotides. RefSeq lists its product as uncharacterized. The transcript has 3 exons. Gene Ontology annotation, molecular function: nucleic acid binding. The record is from RefSeq and is a predicted model, not a curated record. Lineage: Eukaryota; Metazoa; Arthropoda; Insecta; Diptera; Diopsidae. Bases 1 to 1653 code for a protein of 550 amino acids. Gene Ontology annotation, biological process: DNA integration.